Molecule: messenger RNA, 2616 nt
Organism: Capsella rubella
Lineage: Eukaryota; Viridiplantae; Streptophyta; Magnoliopsida; Brassicales; Brassicaceae
Product: putative pentatricopeptide repeat-containing protein At3g15930
Exons: 3
Coding region: 138-2129 (663 amino acids)
Biological process (GO): RNA modification
Molecular function (GO): protein binding; RNA binding
Source: RefSeq, a predicted model, not a curated record
UCACUGUCGUCCUGAUCAUCCGUGACGAUAGCAAGUGCCGUCUGAGCUCUUUCAUUUUUUUUUCCCGGGUUUUGCGAAAUCCACUAAAAUCCCCAAUUAACACUAAAGUAUCUAUCUUCAAGCUACUGUUCAGCUCAAUGAUCAGAGAAUCUAUAUCCAAUGAUUACUCCCGUUUCAUCUCUAUCCUUGGAGCUUGCAAAACGACGGACCAAUUUAAGCAAUUACAUUCCCAGACCAUUACGAGAGGUUUAGCACUAAACCCAACAUUACAAAAGAAGCUCUUGCUCUUCUGGUGUAGUCGUUUAGGUGGCUACAUGAGUUAUGCCUGUAAGCUGUUUGUGAAAAUUCCUGAACCAGACGUGGUUGUGUGGAACAAUAUGAUCAAGGGAUGGUCAAGGGUGGAUUGUGGUGGGCAAGGAGUUAGAUUUUAUUUGAAUAUGUUGAAGGAAGGUGUGACUCCGGAUAGCCACACCUUUCCAUUCUUGUUGAAUGGUCUUAAGGGAGAUGGAGCGUUGGCUUGUGGUAAGAAGCUGCAUUGCCAUGUUGCCAAAUUUGGAUUAGGUUCUAACCUUUAUGUGCAGAAUGCUCUUGUUCAGGUGUACUCUUUAUGUGGUCUAGUGGAUAUAGCUCGUGGGGUUUUCAACAGGAGAUGCAAAGAGGAUGUGUUUUCUUGGAAUUUGAUGAUCUCUGGGUAUAAUAGGAUGAAACAAUUCGAAGAAAGCGUGGAGCUUUUCGCGGAUAUGGAGAGGAACUUGGUUUUUCCAACUACUGUUACGUUACUUCUUGUUCUCUCGGCUUGUUCUAAGGUAAAUGAUAAGAAUCUCUGUAAAAGGAUUCAUGGGUAUGUUAGUGAGUGUAUGACAAAACCCAGUUUAAAAUUGGAGAAUGCUCUUGUCAAUGCAUAUGCUGCAUGCGGGGAAAUGGAUAUAGCAGUAAGGAUUUUCAAGGGUAUGAAGUCUAGGGAUGUGAUUUCCUGGACAUCUAUUGUGAAAGGGUUUGUAGAGAUAGGGAAUCUAGAGCUGGCAAGGACAUAUUUUGAUCAGAUGCCAGUGAGGGACAGAAUUUCUUGGACUAUUAUGAUUGAUGGUUACCUACGAGCUGAUUGCUUCAAUGAAUCUCUGGAAGUAUUCCGCCAGAUGCAAAGUGCAGGUAUGGUACCCGAUGAAUUUACCAUGGUUAGUGUUCUUACAGCUUGUGCUCACCUGGGUUGCUUGGAGAUUGGUGAAUGGGUGAAGACGUACAUAGACAAAAAUAAUAUCAAGAACGAUGUUGUUGUAGGGAAUGCUUUGAUAGAUAUGUAUUUUAAAUGUGGGUGCUCUGAAAAAGCGCAGAAGGUUUUCCAUGACAUGGAUCAGAGAGACAAAUUCACAUGGACAGCCAUGGUUGUUGGUCUUGCUAACAAUGGACAAGGCCAAGAGGCCAUUAAAGUUUUCUUCCAAAUGCAAGAAAUGUCAAUACAACCAGAUGGGAUUACUUACCUUGGCGUCCUCACUGCUUGUAACCGUAGUGGUAUGGUAGACCAUGCAAGGAAAAUUUUCGCCAAAAUGAGAAGCGACCAUAGAAUUGAGCCAAGUUUAGCACAUUAUGGAUGUAUGGUUGACCUACUUGGUCGAGCUGGGUUAGUCAAGGAAGCAUAUGAGAUAAUAAGAAACAUGCCAAUGAAUCCAAACUCAAUUGUGUGGAGAGCCCUACUUGGUGCUUGUAGACUUCAUAAUGAUGAACUAAUGGCUGAAUUGGCAGCUGAAAAGAUUCUUGAGUUGGAACCUGAUAAUGGUGCUGUUUAUGCUUUAUUAGGCAAUAUAUAUGCAGGUUGCGAAAGAUGGGAGGAUUUGCGAAAAGUGAGAAGAAAGAUGAUAGACAUCGCAAUUAAGAAGACACCAGGCUUCAGUUUAAUUGAGCAUACUUGCCUGAUACUUCUGAAUCAUUGUUGGAGGCUGGGUAAAAUCAUUUUUGUGGAUAAGAGACAGCGCAUGGUUCAGUUAAUUCUUCAUAAAUGUACUCAACACAACCUUGGGUUAGAGCCUGGAUCCAUGAUGGGAAGCUACCGUGCACCCCAUAGAAAACAUAAUCCUGUUUCGCGAAGUGGCAAUAUUUUGGAAAUGUGCUGGACACUUACAUGUACAAACUAAGCAUCGCCUGUAGCACUGUUGGUUCUGACCGGGUCUGAGCACUUAAGUUCUGAUCCUCUGCCGAGUACAGGAGCCUGAGAUGUCUCCCCAAUAACCAAAAAGCUUCUGGAACUCAGACCCAAGCCUAUUCAAGGUUGCACCUGAAGAUCACCAUACUUGCUUAUCAAGACAUUCAGAACAUCCCCUACAUGUUUCAUAUGAUCCACAGAGUUCUGUAGCUGAGUGGGGUCUGGCACUUGAACAAGGGUCGGAGGCAGAUCUUCGGCAAUACAGCAUUGACAUAUAGGGGAAAUCCAGUAAAUAUUUCGUUCUGACUCGAUAUACUGUAAUCUUGACAUCUUUAUCUAACUGAGCAAUUCAUUGGACUCCAUCACCAUUUUGUUGGUUGUGGUGGGAAUAAAAAAAUAUAAAUGGAUAUGAAAACAAUGUAUGUAAGAUCAUGUAUAGCUUUGUUGUUGAAUAUAGACGAUUCUAAAUAUUUUUGCUA